AUGAAUGUGUUAUGUGCCGAACACGAAAACAUUCUUGGAAUGUGUUGGUUACCCAAAGAUGACGUUUGGACAUCCAAGGCAAAAUUGAACUUUUCAUCGAAAAGACGUGGAAUACAUUUAGAAGAUGAUCUCAAGGAAGAACAAUUGCAUCUUAUUCCUGAUAAUCUAACUCACAGGAUGGUCCUUAGUCAGGUAGCAGGCAUUUAUCAUCAUCUAGGACUUAUUUCUCCAAACAUAUUAUCUGCGAAAAUUCUCAUGAGAAGCACGUGUUCCAAAGAAAUUCAGAACGGAUGGGAUGAACCUAUGAGUGAAGAAAUGAGGGUUAAAUGGAUCCAGUUCUUUAGGGGAUUGUAUGAAUCACAGUCAAUAACAUUCAAAAGAUGUAUUAUGCCAGAAAACGCGGAAGGUGAUCCAAUUCUUGUCAUAUUCUCUGAUGGAAGUCAACCAACCUACAGUGCAUGUGCCUACAUUAGAUGCCAGACUAACAAAAACACAUAUGAAUCAAAUAUAGCUAUCGGAAAAAAUCGAAUCGCUCCAACGAAGCAGUUGUCAACCCCUCGUCUCGAAUUGUGUGGAGCAGUGCUUGCAUCUAGACUUGUGACAGAACUGGACUUUAGAUUCAGCAAGAUUGUACAUAUCAUUGAUUCAAUGAUUGUCAGAGCACAAAUACAAUGA
Molecule: messenger RNA, 675 nt
Organism: Ostrea edulis (European flat oyster)
Lineage: Eukaryota; Metazoa; Mollusca; Bivalvia; Ostreida; Ostreidae
Exons: 1
Coding region: 1-675 (224 amino acids)
Source: RefSeq, a predicted model, not a curated record